AUGUUUGAAGACAAAGCUGUUUCAUAUCUUCCUAAUUCUGAUGGACUCGAAAGAGUUUUAUUCGAAAUUGAAGCUGAUCCUAGAGUCAGCAGUGAUAAACCAUUUGCUAAUAUCAAAUCACUAAGUUAUGAUCAAGAAGACGAAAUACUUUUUAUGUUAGGAUCGAUUUUUCAAAUCGUUCAAGUUUGGUCUGAUAAUCAAGAAAUAUGGCGAGUUCGAUUAAAAUUAUACUCUGAGAAGAGUGAACAAAUUGAUUUAAGUCGUGACAAAAAUCAACUUCUUUCAUUUGGUCAUGUACUUAUGACAAUGGGUAAAGUUGAAGAAGCAAAGAUUUAUUAUCAACGUUUACUUGAUGGAUUAUCAUAUGAUCAUCCAGAUAGAGCUCGUUGUUAUGAAGCACUUGGAAGUAUAGCUGAUGAACAAGGUGAUUAUGAGACUAGUCUUCAAUUAUACAAUGAAUCUCUUAAUAUCAAUAUAAGCAAAGGAGGUAGACAAGAUUCAGAUGCUGCAUCGAAUUAUAAUAGUAUUGGAGAAAUUUAUCGAAAGAAAGGUGAUGAUGUUAAAGCACGCGAAUAUUAUGAUAAAGCAUUAGAAGCGUUAGGAAAAGAUCCAGCAGGCAAAGCGCUUGCAAAACAAGCUGUAUGCUACAACAAUAUUGGUAUUGUCUAUCAAGAAAAAAAGCAAUACAAAGAAGCACUUGACUAUUAUAACAAAGCAUUUGAAAUACGCAAAAAGUAUUUUCCAUCUGAUGAAACAUCUUUAGGCAUGUCGUACAAUAAUAUUGGCAAUGCUUAUUAUUUACUUAGACUUUAUGAAGAUGCGAUAUUUUUUUACCAAGAAGCUCUCAAAAUCUAUAAAAAAACUCUUCCUCCACAACAUCCAAAAUUUGCAUCGACUUAUAAUAAUAUAGGUGCCAUCUAUGAUGACGGGGGAAAAUUCAAUGAUGCCUUAAUUUCAACGAUGCCUCAAGAGAACGGACAUCGGUCUGCUCGCUCAUCACGUUUACAUAAUAAUGUAAAUCAAAAUGAUAAUGGAACUGAUAAAGCUACUCCCAAUCGAGAAGUAAGAGAACGUGGAUAUUAUUCUGAAUUAGCAACAAUUAAUCCGGAUUCAAAAUUUGAAGUUGCUAGACAAGUACCUAUUGCACAUGAUGAUGUUCUACGUGAAACAUUUCGUUUAUCAAAUACAGCUCGAGCAAGUGUCUUCGAUUUACAAGGAAUCGAUGUUGCACAAUUAUUAGCUAAUAGUAGACAAGGAGAAUUUACUACAGAAUUCAAACGAAGUGAUGUAUAUUUGGAAAAAACAAUUGAACCAAAAGUAUUUAUGCCAUUUUAUACGGCACCAUAUACAUUACCAAGAAAAGUUGAAAUUGAAAGACGAAAACGUCUUUUUCUUUCACUUGAUUUACCAACCUUACUUGAAGAACGACAUAUUGAUACAAAUAAACUUAUGCCUAAAUAUGUACCAGCUGAUCAAAUUGUUACAUUAAAUAUUCCAAACGAAGAUCCAGCACCAUUUGAUUCAUUUUUACCAUUACAUUAUUUUGAUGAUACUGAUUUUGAAAUUUGGACAUCAGAAGCUUGGCUUGCUUUAGGUCAUGAUCCAUUGACUGGUUUAAAUAAACCAUUACCUGGUAUUGCACUUUUACCUAAUGUACCAGCAUCUGAAAUUUAUGAUAUAAAAGAUAGUAAUUUACAUUUUAAUUGGAGAAAUGUGAGUAUUCAUGAUUAUGACACUGAAAAACAAUUAUGGCUUGUCACAACUGAUGAUAGAGAACAUAAUGUAUUUGAUAUGUACCGACCAAGCAAACGAAGUCGUAAACAGAUGGAAGCUAUUGAAGGAAAACGACAAACACCAGAAAACGCAGCCUCAAAUGGUCACAGUAGUCAUCAUUCAAGCCGUAGUCAUGGUCGUUAUUGGGUACCACGUGUUCAAUUAUGCUUUCUUGCUGAAGAUCCACGUAUAUUUGCUGAUCGUGUUGCUAAAGCAUAUCGUGAUCGAAAACGUACGGAAGCUGAACUUCGUUCGGCAUUAUUUAUUGAUUGUAUGCCAAUUGAUGGUAUUGGUAAACUUGAUGAUGAACGUAUAAAACGAAUGAUUGAAUUAACAAAAACAAGUGCUAUAUCAAAAACAGUUAAAGAUGAAUAUGUGACACCAAUAGUUGAAGAAGUAAAUCUUGAUUAUGCUCGUACAAUGAAUUCAAUGAUAUUUGAAGAAGUUACACAAUCAGAUCCAAUAUCAUUUGCAUUUAUUACAUUACCAAUAAAACAACGUCGAGGUGUACCACGUACUGCUUGUGUUGACAUACCUGAAUAUUCAUUUAAUGAAGUUUUUGAUCAAUUUAAAUUUAUUUCAUUAUUAACAUCAAAACCAGCUAUUGAUGCUUUAAAACUUGUUCGAACUGAAUGUGAUUAUGUUAUUAAUAAUCUAAGUUUAUUACAAAAAACUAUUCCAAAACAUGUUAAACUUGAUGAAUUCGAAAGCAUGCAAUUUAAUCAAACAUCAACAACACAUAUGUAUUUAACUGAUACAUGGAAAAAUAAUCUUCGACAAGGUAUUAAAACAAAAUUUAUUGAUGUUGGACGUGGAUGGUAUAAUAUAAAUGAAUCUGAUUUUCACAUAUAUCAAGUAUCAAAAUUAAAAAAAUUCAUUGAACGUGUUAAAUUUAUGAUGCAAGAUACACUCCGUUUUCUUGUACAAGAUUCAUGUCAAAAUUAUGUUCGAAUGAUAAUAGAUGCAUGUUCACCUGUUUUAAAUAUGAAAGAAGGUUUUAAAUGGCCACAAAAUGAUUUAAUUAAUAGUCCAUAUAAACCACCAAAAAACCCAUUAUUUCAUUUGGAUAUAACUAUUGAUCAAGUUGGUCCUCGUUAUAUGACAUCAUAUGAAAGUUUUUCUAAUCUUAUUUUGGGUGCAUUUGAUCGUGCUAUUGUACAAACACAAGCUAUACCACAAAUUGAAAAAGAUAUAAUGGAAAAUAUUUUUUGGGGUGGUGAAAUGUUAAAAUUAGAAUCAGUUGCUUUACAAGAAAAUAAAGUUAUUGAAUGGAGAGAAACUUUACAAAAAGCUGUUCAAGCUUCACUUAUACCAUUAAAAGCUUAUGCUGAAGCUUAUGAACCUUAUGUAGCAUUAAUGAAUCUUAAUACUGAUAACUAUAUAAAAGAUUUUGAAAAAACAGAAAAAUCCAUUGAAGAAUAUCGAAAUGAAAUUUUAAUGCAUGUACGUGAAAAAGAUAAACUUGAAAAAAAUAUUCCCGUAUCAAUUGUUAUUGGUCCUUAUUAUGUAUUUGCACAAAAAUUACGUGAAGCUUUAUCAAAUAAAAGAAAAUUAUUAAUUGAAGCUUUAUUAUUAAGUCAAACACGAAAAGCAAGAACAAAAACAGAAGAAUUAAAUGAUACAUUUCGUGAUAUUCAACGGAAAUUAUUUGAAAAAGCAAAUACAGCUGAAGAUUUAUCUGAACACCGAGAAUGGAUGAAAUCAGUACCAGAACAAUUAGAUGAUAAAAAAGAUGAUAUACAUAAAGUACUUGAUGAAUUUACAAUGCUAGAUGAAUUUUAUUAUAAUUUAAGCAAUGAAGAUUUUGCUAUGAAAUAUGGUCUCUUAGCAUGGUCAUGGAAAAUUCGAACAAUGCUUGAACAAGUUGAAGAACAACAUAAAGAAGAUGAAGAAAGAUUUAAAAAAUUACAAGUGCAAGAUACUGCAGCACUUAAUGAUAAAAUGGAUCAACUUACAAUGUCUGUUGCUGGUCUCUCAGCACAUACGAGUAUUGAACGAGCUCAUGAAGUGGCUAAUGAAUGUCGUAAACUUAAUAAAGCACUUAAAGAAUGUCAAGAAUCAGCACAAACAUAUAAUAAUCGUGAACGUUUACUUGGUUUACCUGUAACUAAUUACGAAAAAUUGGCUAAACUUCUUAAAGAUUUUGAACCAUAUCGUGUUCUUUGGUCAACAGCAUCUGAUUGGCUUCGUUCACAUGAUAGUUGGAUGAAUGAUCCCAUUAUUUCAGUCAAUGCUGAAGAUAUUGAAAAGAAUGUUACUGAAAUGUAUAAAAAUAUGCAUAAAUCCAUCAAAACCUUUACAGACAAUGAAGGUAUUCAACAGAUUGCAUUAACAGUUAAAGGUCAAAUUGAAGAUUUCAAACCUUCAAUUCCAUUAAUACAAGCAUUACGUGCGCCUGGUAUGCGCAAUCGACAUUGGGAAGAGCUUUCAGAAUUGGUUAAAAUGCCUGUGCGACCAAAGAAAGAAUUAACAUUUUCGAAAUGUUUAGAAAUGGGUUUACAAAAAUAUAUUGAUAUGAUAUCAAAAGUAGCUGAAAAAGCUGGAAAAGAAUUUUCUAUUGAACAACAACUUGAUAAAAUGGAAAAUGAAUGGAAAUCUGUACGAUUUGAUGUUUUACCAUAUAAACAAACUGGUACAUUUAUAAUAAAAGCAUCUGAAGAAAUAUCACAAAUGCUUGAUGAUCAUAUUGUUGCUACACAAUCAAUGUCAUUUUCACCAUUUAAAAAAGCAUUUGAAGAACGUAUUGCUGCAUGGGAAAAUAAAUUAAAAAUUACACAAGAAGUUUUAGAUGAAUGGCUUGCUUGUCAACGUUCAUGGCUGUAUCUUGAACCAAUUUUUUCAUCGGAAGAUAUUAUUCGACAAUUACCUGUUGAAUCAAAACGAUAUCAAACAAUGGAACGUAUAUGGCGUAAAGUAAUGAAACAAGCUAAAGAUAAUCCUGAAGUUAUAUCAUUAUGUCCUGAAGCACGUUUACGUGAUAAUUUACGUGAAGCUAAUAAAUUACUUGAACAAGUACAAAAAGGUUUAAGUGAAUAUUUAGAAACAAAACGUAUGGCAUUUCCAAGAUUUUAUUUCUUAUCUGAUGAUGAAUUACUUCAAAUUUUAUCACAAACAAAAGAUCCUAAAGCUGUUCAACCACAUUUAAGAAAAUGUUUUGAAAAUAUUACUAAAGUUAAAUUUGAAGAUGAUAUGCGUAUUUCAAAAAUGUAUUCAGCUGAACAAGAAGAAGUUGACUUUCGAAAAGAUAUAUAUCCAGUUGGUAAUGUUGAAGAUUGGAUGUGUGAAAUUGAACGAGUUAUGCGUGAAACAUUACGACAAAUUAUUCACGAUGCGUUAGAAGAUUAUGUAACACGACCACGUAAAACAUGGGUUCAAUAUUGGCCAGGUCAAGUUGUUGUAGCUGGUUCACAAACAUUUUGGACUAAACAAGUAUCUGAAGCAUUACAAAAAAGAGAAAUUCAGAAAUAUCAUAAACAACAAUUAAAUGAAUUAGAUGAACUUCGAGAAUUAGUACGUGGAGAAUUGACAGAUAAUGCACGUGAAACAUUAAAAGCAUUAAUUGUUAUUGAAGUACAUGCACGUGAUGUUGUUAUUAAUCUUCUUGAAGAAAAAGUUAUGGAUGUAAAUGAUUUUGAAUGGAUAUCACAGUUACGUUAUUAUUGGAAUGAAGAUCAUUUAUAUAUACGUGCUGUCAACGCUGAAUUUCGAUAUGGUUAUGAAUAUUUAGGUAAUACACCACGAUUGGUUAUUACUCCAUUAACAGAUCGAUGUUAUUUAACAUUAACUGGUGCUUUACAUUUGAAAUUUGGUGGUGCACCAGCUGGACCUGCUGGUACAGGAAAAACUGAAACAACAAAAGAUUUAGCCAAAGCUAUGGCUGUACAAUGUGUCGUAUUUAAUUGUUCGGAUCAAUUAGAUUUUAUGGCAAUGGCUAAAUUUUUUUGUGGUCUAGCAAGUUCUGGAGCAGUUGCGUGUUUUGAUGAAUUUAAUCGUAUUGAUAUUGAAGUAUUGAGCGUUAUUGCUAAUCAAAUAGCGACAAUACUUCGUGCACUUCAUUUACGGGCUGAACGAUUCAUGUUUGAAGGAAAAGAAAUUGUACUCAAACAAUCCUGUGCUGUAUUUAUUACAAUGAAUCCAGGUUAUGCUGGCCGUACUGAAUUACCUGACAAUCUUAAAGCUCUAUUUCGACCAGUUGCUAUGAUGGUUCCUGAUUAUGGUCUUAUUGCUGAAAACUCUCUAUUUUCAUUUGGUUUUUCGGAUGCUAAACCAUUAGCUAAAAAGAUUGUACAAACAUUUAAAUUAUCAUCAGAACAAUUAAGUUCACAAGAUCAUUACGAUUUUGGUAUGCGGGCUGUCAAAUCAGUUAUAUCAGCAGCUGGUAAUUUAAAACGGCAAUAUUCAAAUAUGAAUGAGGAUUUAAUUUGUCUGCGAGCUAUUCGUGAUGUUAAUAUUCCCAAGUUUCUUCAAGAUGAUUUGAAAUUAUUUACUGGUAUUGUUUCUGAUCUUUUCCCGAAAAUUAAAGAAGAACCUAUUGAUUAUCAAAUACUCGAAGAAGGUUUACGCCAUGCAUGUAAACAACUUAAAAUUAAAGAUGUACCUGGAUUUUUACUUAAAUGUAUUCAAUUAUUCGAAACUACUAUUGUUCGACACGGUCUAAUGCUUGUCGGUCCGACUGGUUCUGGAAAAACGAAAAGUUAUGAAUCCUUACAAAUUGCUAUGACACAUAUGAAAGGAAAAACCAAUCCAGCUGGUUCACCAUUCAAACCUGUUCACACUUAUGUACUCAAUCCAAAAUCUAUUACUAUGGGUCAAUUAUACGGUGCAUUCGAUGAUUUAACACAUGAAUGGACUGAUGGUAUACUUUCAACAUUAAUGCGGCACGGUGUUGCUGCAGAAAAUGAUGAUAAACGAUGGUAUAUAUUUGAUGGGCCUGUUGAUGCUGUAUGGAUUGAAAAUAUGAAUACUGUAUUAGAUGACAAUAAAAAAUUAUGUUUAAGUAGUGGUGAAAUUAUCAAAAUGACUGAAGCUAUGACAAUGAUGUUUGAAGUAGCUGAUUUAUCUCAAGCAUCACCAGCUACUGUGUCACGUUGUGGUAUGGUUUAUUUAGAACCAUCGAUACUUGGUCUACAACCAUUUGUUGAAUGUUGGCUUAAAUCUUUACCUGAUGCUGUAUUUAAAUAUUAUGAUACGAUUAAGCAAUUAUUUGAUACUUAUCUUGAAGCAUCAAUAAAAUUUAUACGAAAAAAUGUUAAAGAAAUUAUUCCAACAUAUGAUAGUAAUUUAACAUUUAGUUUAAUUAAAAUGCUUGAUUGUUUUAUUCAACCAUUUCGACCACGAGAAAAAGGUCAACGUCAAGGACGCUCCGAUAAACCAGCACCACCUGAAGCUUUUGAACGUGUAGGUGAAUUACUUGAACCAUGGUUUAUCUUUUCACUUAUUUGGUCUGUUGGUGCUUCAUGUGAUAAUGAUUCACGUCGAAAAUUUUCAGAAUGGCUACGAAAGAAAUUUGAACAUAGCCCGAUUAAAAUUCCAAUUCCAGAUGAUGGACUUGUUUAUGAUUAUGUUUUUGAUGAUGGUGGUAUUGUAUCACCACCAGAAGACAAAACUGGUGAAGAAGAAAGUAGUGAUGAAAGUAAAAAACGUCGACCUCGUUGGAAACAUUGGUUAGCUGAUUUACCACCAUAUCAGAUACCAAAUGAUGCUAAAUAUUCAGAUAUACUUGUACCAACAAUUGAUAAUAUUCGUAAUGCAUAUAUUAUUGAAAUGCUUCUACGUAUGGAUCGUCCAGUUCUAUGUGUUGGACCAACAGGAACAAGCAAAACAUUAACUGUUGCUGAUAAACUUAUGCGUUCCAUGCCAAAAGAAUUUAGUCCGGAAUUUAUUGUUUUUUCAGCUAAAACAAAUGCUAAUCAAACACAAGAUUUAAUUGAUUCGAAAUUAGAUAAAAGACGUCGUGGUAUAUAUGGUCCACCACUUGGCAAAGUAUUUCUUUUCUUUAUUGAUGAUCUUAAUAUGCCAGCAUUAGAAACUUAUGGUGCACAACCACCUAUUGAAUUAAUUCGACAAUAUAUGGAUUUUAAAGGAUGGUAUGAUCGAAAAGUUGUUGGUGAAUUUCGUACUUUAGUUGAUAUAAAUUUUGUUUGUGCUAUGGGUCCACCAGGUGGUGGUCGCAAUCCUGUCACACCUCGUUUAACACGUCAUUUUAAUUUUCUUUCAUUUACUGAACUUGAAAAUGAUAGUAUGAAAAAAAUUUUUUCAACUAUAUUUAAUUGGUGGUCAAGACAAAAUGAAUUUUUAUUAAAUAUUAGUGAUAAAUUAAUUAUGUCAUCAAUUGAAGUAUAUAAAACAGUUUGUGCAUCAUUAUUACCAACACCAAGCAAAUCACAUUAUACAUUUAAUCUUCGUGAUUUAUCAAAAGUUUUUCAAGGAAUGUUAAUGAUGGAAUCAAAAAAAGUCGAUAGUGUUGAAAAUCUUCUUUGUUUAUGGUAUCAUGAAAAUUGUCGUGUAUUUCAAGAUCGUUUAAUUAAUGAUGAAGAUCGAGAUUGGUUUCGUUCAUUACUUGGUGAACGUAUGGUAGCUGAUUUUCAUGUCAAUUUUAAUGAUGUUGUACAAGAACCAGUACUUUAUGGAGAUUUUGUUGCUCAUAGUGGUGAUCGAGCUUAUCAAAAAAUAGAUGAUUUAAAAGUGAUGAGAAAACGUUUAGAUGAUUAUUUAGAAGAAUAUAAUCAAGUUAAUGUUGCUAAAAUGAAUUUAGUAUUAUUUAUGGAUGCAAUGAAACAUAUUUCGAGAAUUAUACGUAUUAUUAAACAACCACUUGGCAAUGCAUUAUUAUUAGGUGUUGGAGGUUCUGGACGACAAUCACUUACACGACUUGCUGCAUUCAUUGCCGAAUAUGAAAUUCGUUCGAUUCAAUUAUCAAAAAGCUAUGGUAUAACCGAAUGGAAAGAUGAUUUAAGAAAAUUUAUGCUACAUGCUGGUCUUCGUAAUACAGCAACUGUUUUUCUCUUUUCCGAUACACAAAUCAAAAGUGAAUCAUUUCUUGAAGAUCUUAAUAAUAUAUUAAAUAGUGGUGAUGUACCAAAUAUAUAUCAAUUUGAUGAACUUGAACAAAUUUAUACAGCAAUGAAACCUGUUGUAUCUGAAGCAGGUUUACCACCAACAAAAACUAAUCUUUAUUCAGCUUAUACAAAACGUGUCCGACAAAAUCUUCAUAGUGUUGUUUGUAUGAGUCCUAUUGGUGAAGUUUUUCGUGCACGACUUCGUCAAUUUCCUGCAUUAGUCAAUUGCUGUACAAUUGAUUGGUAUUCUGAAUGGCCGAAAGAUGCAUUAGAAGCUGUUGCUGAAACUUAUUUAAAUAAUAUGCCAACAUUAGAAGCUGAUGAUAGUGUUGUUAGUGGUCUAGUUAAAUUAUGUCAAGAAAUUCAUCAAUCUGUAGCACAUAUGACUAACAAAUAUCGUGAAGAAAUGAGUCGAUAUAAUUAUGUUACACCAACAUCAUAUCUUGAAUUAUUAAAUAUAUUUUCAAAAAUUUUUGGUAAAAAGAAAGAUGAAUUAGUUUUCGCUAAAAAACGUACAAAAACUGGCUUAGAUAAAUUAUUAGCAACAGAAAAAGAUGUUGCUAAAUUACGUGUUGAAUUAAAUGAAAUGUUACCAUUACUUGAUCAAGCUGUACAUGAAACAAAUGAAACAAUGGCUAAAAUAGCUGAAGAUACAACAAAUACGGAAGUAAUAAAAACAAAAGUAGCUAGUGAAGAAGAACAAGUUUUAAAAAAAGUACAAGAAACACGUGCUAUUGCAAGUGAAGCAUCCGAUCGUUUAGCUGAGGCUCUGCCAGCACUUGAAGCUGCAUUACAAAGUCUUGAAGUUUUAUCGAAAAAUGAUAUUAAUGAAGUACGUGCAUUACAACGACCACCACCAGGUGUCAAAUUAACAAUGGAAGCUGUUUGCAUAUUAAAACAAGUUGAACCAUUAAAAGUACCUGUACCGAAUAAACCAGGUAAAAAAGAAGAUGACUAUUGGGAACCAGGUCGUGGUUUAUUAGGUGAUGCUGGAAAAUUUCUUCAAUCAUUAAGAGACUUUGAUAAAGAAAAUAUUCCAGAAAUUGUUAUACAAAAAUUACAAAAACAUAUUGAUAGUCCUGAUUUUGAUCCAAUUAAAAUAGAAAAAACUUCAAAAGCAUGUAAAUCAUUAUGUAUGUGGAGUCGAGCUAUGUAUUCAUUUUAUAUGAUUAAUAAAGAAGUUGCACCACGUAAAGAAGCAUUAGCUAAUGCUGAAUCUGAAUUAGCUGUUGUUAAAGAAGAAUUAGCAACUAAAAAACGUGAAUUAAAAAAAUUAGAAGAAGGUUUAAGAACAUUACAAGUUAAAUAUGAAGAUGCUGUUAGAAAAAAAAAUGAAUAUGAAACUAAAGUUGAUGAAUGUAAUCAACGAAUUGUUCGAGCUGAACGUCUAACGACUGGCCUUGGGGAUGAAAAAGUUCGUUGGCAAGAAAAUGUCUCAAUGCUUGAUCAUUCAUUAGAAAAUGUUAUUGGUGAUGUACUUGUAUCAUCAGGUUUCGUUGCUUAUCUUGGUCCAUUUACUGCUGAAUAUCGUGAUAAUAUGGUUAAAGAAUGGAUAACUAAAUUAACAGCAUAUCAAGUUCCACAUACUGAACAUCCUGAAUUAGUUCGUGUACUUGGUGAUGCUGUUAAAAUUCGUAAUUGGCAAUUAGCUGGUUUACCCAAAGAUAAUUUAUCUGUACAAAAUGGUGUUAUUGUUCAAUAUUCAAAUCGUUGGUCUUUAUUUAUUGAUCCUCAAGGACAAGCUAAUAAAUGGAUUAAAAAUAUGGAAAAGAAUACUGGUCUUGAUGUAAUGAAAUUAUCUGAUCGUGAUUAUUUACGUACACUUGAAAAUUCAAUUCGUUUUGGUAAACCUUGUUUAUUAGAAAAUGUUGGAACUGAUAUGGAUCCUGCUCUUGAACCUGUUCUUUUAAGACAAACAUAUCGUCAAUCGGGUAGUACAGUUAUUAAAUUAGGUGAUGCUGUUAUACCAUAUCAUGAUGAUUUUCGUUUUUAUAUUACAACUAAAUUACCUAAUCCACAUUAUUCACCUGAAAUAUCAGUUAAAGUAACAUUAGUUAAUUUUACAUUAUCUCCAAGUGGUUUGGAAGAUCAAAUGUUAGCUCGUGUUGUUGCUGAAGAACGUCCAGAUUUAGAAGAAAUGAAAAAUACAUUAAUUAUUUCAAAUGCAACUAUGCGUAAUGAAUUAAAAGCAUUAGAAGAUACAAUACUUGAAAAAUUAAGUACAAGUGAAAAUCCUGUUGAUGAUAUUGAAUUAAUAACUGCACUUGAAGCAUCAAAAGCAAAAUCAACUGAAAUUAAAACAAAAAUGCAAGCAGCUGAACAAACAGAAAAAGAUAUUGAUAUGACUCGUGCUGAAUAUGUUCCUGUUGCUGUUAAUACACAAAUCUUAUUUUUCUGUGUAUCCGAUUUAGCUAAUGUGGAUCCUAUGUAUCAAUAUUCAUUAGAAUGGUUUACAAAUAUAUUUUUAACAAGUAUUCAAAGUGCACCACGUGCAGAUGUUUUGGAAAAACGUAUUAAAAAUAUAAAUGAUUAUUUUACAUUUAGUCUUUAUUGUAAUGUAUGUCGAAGUUUAUUUGAAAAACAUAAAUUAUUAUUUGCAUUCUUACUAACUGUACGAAUAUUAAUGAAUCAAAAGAAAAUACAAAUGGUGAGUUAA
Molecule: messenger RNA, 11487 nt
Organism: Rotaria sp. Silwood1
Lineage: Eukaryota; Metazoa; Rotifera; Eurotatoria; Philodinida; Philodinidae
Source: the annotation of a GenBank genome assembly